CAACUGUCAAUAUCGUCGCUGGCUUUUUCGGUUUAUUUUUUGUUAUUCUUAAACUAUUUAUUAUUCGAGAUUGUUCAUAAAUGAUUCAUUAGCUCUUUUAUUAAUAUUUCCUAUUGGCAUCGUAUACCUUGGGUUAAAGAACGAGUUUAAUUAACCUUUUACGAUUUGCCACAGUAUGAAUUUCGAUAUUUGUAAUGUUUCUGAUGAAUUUGAGCCCAGAAUUACUCCUAGACCUGCUCCUAGGUUUGACUGUGUAACCACCCCAUCAGUACCAGAGGUAUCUCUUGUCUUUGAAAAACCUGCUGAAAAUGCAUUCACCCUUUCUGAAAGUGACACACCACGAUCGCCAAAUAUAGAUAAAUAUGAAUCUUAUGCUGCUUGGAAACAGAAAAAGUAUACUGAUACAUAUAAUUCGGGAAGAAUAGAGCAUAGUCGGAGCCAAAGCCAAGCAAAUCACUUACACAAAACAGUUCUGACUAAUGAAUCUUUAAAGCAUAGUCACUCUGAUCCUAGCCUUAGCAGCAGAAUUGCUGCUGCGCAGAAUUUUAACAAGUCUGGAGAUUUACAUACAAUACAAGAAGUCAAAAAAAUAUCACCGAUUGUUCAUCAGAGACAGAAGGGUUUUUCAAGUAACCCUUGUCCAGACACUGGUUACCAGCCUUAUCAGUAUGAAGUUCAUGGUGUUUUGGGAACUCCUACAGAUGCUAGAAGCUUACAACAAACUAUAAAACGAUCUGAAGAUCCUUAUGACAGACAUCAUUAUCACAGUGUCCCCAGGCAUUCAAAUCGUAAUUCUUAUGGUGAUUCAUAUAGACAGAAAUAUCCUAGAAGUGAGAAUCCAUCCAGUUUUCAUUCUAUCCCACAUACUCCAUACAGACCUAGCCAGCAAGGCAGUUGUAGUCCUAAGAUUUCUGGACAUGAGUACCAAAAUGGAAUUUAUGCUAGACAUGCAUAUCCUCCCUAUUUUGAUCCUGAGCAUCUUUAUCCUUUUCCAAUACCUUAUCCACCAGGAUACCAGUCGCCAAAGCCUGAAAAUGAAGAUACCGUGAAGAACCUUCUUCAAUUGGUGAACAAUCAAAGUGAACAAAUAAAGUCACUGCAGUCCCAGGUGGAACGAUUACUCAAAAUCCAAGAGAAGAACAUGAAGGAACGUGGCAAGUGUUCCUGUUUGCAUGAGAGUUCUCGUCAAAGCUCCCAGGUGUGCGUUCGUUCCUAUGACGAAGCUGUUGCUGUGAAUAACUCUUCUAAUGCCAUUCAGAGCCCUAAGGAGCGAGAGAGACCUUCGCGCACCAUUGAGAGAAACUUGGUUCAAAGCACAUCAAAAAUACAGGAAAUUGAGAGCACACCUUUAGAUGGCGAUGAUGCUGCGAAGAAUGGUCAAGACCCCAGGAAUGCCAUUCUGGAACAGAAGGUGUCUAUCGGUGUGAUGACCAGUUUUGAGUUUACUGUACAAAAUAGCCCUUUUGAGCAAAUCGAGCACGACGCUUAUCGACCCAAUGGAAACUUAUCAAAUGAUAUUCUUCGUAAGUCAUCAAGUAGUACAGCUGAAGUCCUUAGGAAGAGCCAGAAUAAUUUCUCCAGAAGCAAUGCGCCUCUGGAGAACAUCAUUGAGGACUCUGAGAGUCAUUUAUCUUCUAGUCGACAACCUAGUAGCAAUUUUCAUAUCACACCAUCCACAGACGACUCCCCGGAAAAGCAUAAUCAAUUGGAUAGUAUCAGACAAGAUUUUUUACGAGGAAAUGAUGCAUAUAGAAGAGAAGUGGAAAAGCAGCAUCAUUUGGAAAAUCAAUCUCAAAGAGCUUUACAUGGUCUCAAGGAAGAGUUAAAGAGACGUGAGAUCCUAGGGAAGAGUCCUGAACCUGGCAAAGAUUUUAGAAACGACUCCAGAAAUCAAAGUCCAUACAAUCAUCCCUCAGAACCUUCUAGGGAAAAUGUUAUACCUGAACAUGAUAGAAUUACACAAAAUCCACAAUUUCAGAGCAGAUCUCCUUUGACAGUCAAUCACGUCGCACCUGUAGAGAAUGAGAAGAAAAAAAUUCCUGGUGAAGAGAGUUUAGUAUUAUCGAGUGGAGAAUUAGAGGUUCGAGAAAGACCUCCGCCGAGUCCAGAACCCAGUAUUCACGUCGAAAUGCAAGAAUAUUCCAGCGACGAGGAAAGCGAAAAGGAGCCUAAACGAACUCCUAAAGUCGGGUGGACCUUCUACAAUAAUGUCCUGGGUCAAGUGAAUCAGAUACUGCAAAAUUCUCCUGUAGCAGAGAUUCCUGAUCAGAAAGAAUCUAAGAAAUCUAAAAGAACAGAAGAGAAUAAAGUACUAAUGGAUAGCAUAAAGGUAGCAACCAUGGAGCAGCUUCGAAAACUUGGAAUAAGCUUUGUGGACAAUUCUGAUUUGCAGGAAGUGCCAGAAAAUAAAAAGGUGACUUUUGACUCUUCUUAUUAUCCUCGACUGGACUACCGUGCCAAUCUCGCGCAAGCAACUAGCGCAAUUUCAGAAACAGAUACAAGUAUGCAGAUGAAGGCACUGGCUCUAAAGUAUCUUAGUGAUGAACAAUUAGCUGACCUGGCUCUGCAAAAGCAAGCACCUGGUACACUAAAACAUCUGUUACUUAGUAAUGUUCAGGGUACCAAUAUGUCUUUUGCUACAAUGAGAUACCUGGAACGAUAUCAACUUCUUCAAGGAAAAAAUGGUGAUACAGGGAAAGAAAACGUAGAGGUUCCACAGGAACCUCGGUAUAAUACACCAUCCAGGAGUCCAAAGCCUAGAAGAUAUCCACCACUAACUCAAACCCCUAGAACUAGUUAUCCUAGUAAAAUUUUGGAUAUCUCUACACUUAAGCAGCAACCGAAAUUGUUAUAGAUAGAUUCCAGGAGACAUCCUAAAGAUAUACAUUUUCAUCUUCGUAAGUACUAUAAAGACCCUAUUAAUUAGUUCCUAUAUUUUCAUAAUUUUGUAACAAUAACGAAGACUGUGCAUAUAAUAAAACAGAAAUUUACUAAAAAGAA
Molecule: messenger RNA, 3000 nt
Organism: Cephus cinctus (wheat stem sawfly)
Lineage: Eukaryota; Metazoa; Arthropoda; Insecta; Hymenoptera; Cephidae
Exons: 4
Coding region: 176-2854 (892 amino acids)
Biological process (GO): mitotic spindle organization; protein localization to centrosome; smoothened signaling pathway
Cellular component (GO): centriole; centrosome
Source: RefSeq, a predicted model, not a curated record